Molecule: messenger RNA, 4627 nt
Organism: Gallus gallus (chicken)
Lineage: Eukaryota; Metazoa; Chordata; Aves; Galliformes; Phasianidae
Gene: UHRF1
Product: ubiquitin like with PHD and ring finger domains 1
Exons: 17
Coding region: 978-3170 (730 amino acids)
Biological process (GO): negative regulation of gene expression via chromosomal CpG island methylation
Molecular function (GO): ubiquitin protein ligase activity; protein binding
Source: RefSeq, a predicted model, not a curated record
GGGAGGUGUGAGGGGGCUCCACCGAGGGAGUCGGAGCUGAGCUGCUGGGUGCCCCCCGGAAUAGAGACAAAACUGCUGGGGCCUCAUGGGGAACUAUGUCGGAGGGAGUCUGUCUCUGCUGUGCCCCCUGGCCCGGCAGGGAGUGGUGCAUUAGGACCAGGGGCUGGAGGUGCUGCCAUGGGGCCCGCCUGGUGCUUGGCCAUUGGCCUGCAGGUGCUGCUCCAAGGUGGAGAUCACAGAAUGUUAGGGAUUGGAAGGCACCUCAAAACAUCAUCUAGUCCAAUACCCCUGCCUGAGCAGGAGAUCACAGAAUCACAGAACAGUAGGGGCUGGAAGGGACCUCUAGAGAUCGAGUCCAAUGCCCCUGCAAAGCUGGCCCCCUACAGCAGGCUACACAGCUAGAGAUGGGUGAUGCACUCGUGCCAAACAUGCUGCCUUGUGUCUGAGAGUUCAGGGGGGUCCAGCCAGAGAUUGGAAGCUAUUUGUGCAAACCUUCCAACAAAGAACUGCUGCAGAGUUGUCUGUUGUGUUGGGGAUUCAUGUCUGGGCCUUGCACACCACCCACAAUGUAGAUACAAACAUGAUUGCAGCUCACAUUCAGCUGUGGUUUGGGAGCAGGAGCUCAGCCCAUUUCCCAGGUCAGGGCUCAGCCCCUGCCAGCAGGCAGCUCAUGCUUGGCUUUUGCCAAAGCUGUGUUAGCAGCCAGCAACGUGGUUGGCAAGUGCUUGGGUUGGGCGACUCAGCACGCUUUGCCUGGCACUAGGCAUUGCCCAGAAGUCCCAGAGGAGUAAGGCAGAGGGUCUGUAGUUCAGCCAUGGUGUUUCCUUUGCAGAUCUCCCCUGGAGCAUGAGUGCUGGAACUGCCAAAGAUGGCAUGCACUCUUGCCCCCAGCCCAGCAAAUACUUGAUGAGGAAAGGUGUUGCUUCUCCAGUUUACUGUGAUUUUCAAGAUCUGAGGGAGAGGAAACUGAGGCACAGAUGGAGGAUGGUCACUCCCUUUUUGAUUACAGUGUUGGACUGAACGAUAUUGUUCAGCUCUUGGUCAGACAAAGCCCAGCAGUGCUUCCUGCUGUGAGUAAGGAGAAGGAUUCAGAGCUCUCUGAUACAGACUCUGGCUGUGGCUCAGGUCAAAGUGAAUCCGACAAAAGCUCUCACAAUGGAGAAGGUGCCAUGGACCUGGAGGGGCAGUCUAGCACGGCAGCACAGGCUGACUGGGCUGACCCAGGAUUUGGCCUCUAUAAGAUCCAUGACUUGGUUGAUGCUCGUGAUAUGAAUAUGGGAGCAUGGUUUGAAGCCCAGGUUGUAAAUGUAACCAGAAGGAAAGCUGCAAAUGAGAGUUGUGCAGUUGCUGAUCAGCAGACAACCAUUCCUGAAGAAGAUGUAAUAUAUCAUGUGAAAUACGAAGAUUAUCCAGAGAAUGGAGUUGUGGAACUGAGUUCGAAUGAUGUACGGUCUCGUGCACGGACUAUCUUGAAAUGGCAUCAGCUAGAAGUAGGACAGGUGGUGAUGGUCAACUACAAUCCUGAUGAACCAACAGAGAGAGGUUUUUGGUAUGAUGCUGAGAUCCUGCAGAAAAGGGAAACAAAGCUGAUCAGGGAGAUAAAUGCGAAGAUACUACUUGGGGAGGCUGGUGAUUCUUUGAAUGACUGCAGAAUUAUAUUUGUGGAUGACAUUUAUAAAAUUGAAGAACCAGGCAGUGUUUGUCCAAUUAGUGCCAGACCAUUAAAACGACAAAGUGGACCUGUGUGUAAAGCUUGUAAGGACAACCCGAACAAAACCUGCAGGAUCUGUGCUUGCCAUAUUUGUGGGGGUAAACAAGAUCCUGAUAAACAGCUCAUGUGUGAUGAGUGUGAUAUGGCUUUCCACAUCUAUUGCCUCAACCCUCCCCUUAGUAGUAUACCAGAUGACGAGGACUGGUAUUGCCCUGAAUGUCGAAAUGAUGCAAGUGAAGUGGUUCUGGCAGGAGAGAAAUUAAAAGAAAGUAAAAAGAAACAAAAGAUGGCAUCUGCUAAUUCAUCAUCACGGAGAGACUGGGGCAAGGGUAUGGCAUGUGUUGGUCGCACAAAGGAAUGUACCAUUGUACCCUCUAACCACUACGGACCAAUUCCUGGUAUUCCAGUUGGCACCAUGUGGAAGUUCAGAGUUCAGGUGAGCGAAUCUGGUGUUCACAGGCCCCAUGUGGCUGGAAUACACGGCAGAAGUAAUGAUGGUGCUUAUUCCUUAGUUCUAGCAGGGGGCUAUGAAGAUGAUAUAGAUCAUGGGAAUUCCUUCACAUAUACAGGGAGUGGAGGUCGUGAUCUUUCUGGAAACAAACGUACAGCAGAACAGUCUUGUGAUCAAAAGCUCACCAAUAUGAACAGAGCUUUGGCUCUAAACUGCAGUGCUCCCAUCAAUGAUAAAAAUGGAGCUGAAGCUAAGGACUGGAGAGCUGGAAAGCCAGUCCGAGUGGUGAGGAAUGUAAAAGGAGGCAAACACAGCAAAUAUGCUCCUGUAGAAGGGAACAGAUAUGAUGGCAUAUAUAAAGUCGUUAAAUACUGGCCUGAGACAGGGAAAUCUGGGUUUCUAGUAUGGCGUUACUUGCUUAGGAGAGAUGAUGAAGAACCUGCUCCUUGGACCAAAGAAGGAAAGGACAGGAUGAAGAAGCUUGGCCUAACAAUGCAGUAUCCUGAGGGGUAUUUGGAAGCCGUUGCAAACAAAGAUAAAGAAAAUAAUGGAGAUGAUGAGUUUGAUACUCCAGGGAAAGGAAAGAGGAAAAGGAAAUCAGCAGGUGCAGAGGAGAAAGUCGUUAGCUCUCCUGCAGGGACUCCGAAGAAAACGAAAGUUGAGCCAUACAAAUUGACAACUCAGCAAAAAUCUCUUAUAAGAAGUGAUGAGGCCAAUGAAAAACUGUGGAAUGAAGUACUAGAUGCUCUCAAAGAUGGACCGAAAUUUCUGAAUAAAGUUGAAGAGGCUUUCUUGUGUAUUUGCUGUCAAGAGGUUGUGUUUCGGCCAGUCACAACUGUAUGCCAACAUAAUGUGUGCAAGGAUUGCUUGGAUAGGUCCUUCAAAGCUGAUGUGUACAGUUGUCCAGCCUGCCGCUACGAUCUUGGCAAAAACUAUACCAUGCAAGUGAAUGAAACACUGCAGACCAUUCUAACUCAGCUCUUUCCUGGAUAUGGCAACGGACGGUGAUUCCAUAAAGCACUUCUAAUUUUCUUUUGUUCAAACUUAUUAAUGGAUUUUACAUGGGCUUAAUUUAAGAAAAAAACGCAGUUGGUGUUCUCCCAGACCCUUAGAAAAAAAAAACAACAAAAAACCCACCAUAUUUAAAACAAAUAAACAAAAAAACUAUGAACUUCCCAGAUGUUCUAGGUUUUUGUUUUUGUUCUAAAUGUUGAACUUUGUACAAUUUUUCCCCCUCAAAACUGCCAUCCAUCAGCACAGUUUAUUAUAUAUAUAUUUUUAAUGGGGAUUUACAAAGUGCUUUCAGUAAGGCUGCUGACAAUUGUGAAAGUCUCUCUGCUUUCUCUGUCCCUUCUCCCCACAUUUUUAUUUUUGGUUUAUUCAAAAAAAUGGCUUGGUUGCUAGAACAAUCUUCAACAUUUGGGAUUUGGCCAUAAAGGUAGAUUUGUCCAUCGCUUUGGCAGCAUUUUGGAGCUCAAUUUGUAUAGGAUGGUUCCUGGCUUACGACUUCUGUUUUUCUAACACAAGUAGGUAUUUGUUAUUUUUUCAAUAACUUUUUUUAUAUAUUUGACAAACUUAUCAAAGCCAUUUCCUGCUAAUUUUGUAUGUCCAAGCAAACAAACUGCUGGCUUACAGUCAAGUAGUUAGAGCAAUAUGAAGUACUACCUCAGUUGGACUUCUUAUUAGGGAAAUAUUUGUUCAGCCAGGUGCUGUCUUCUGUCCUGAAAUGCCAUUAUGGAAUAUACUAAAGCCAUUCUUAAGUGCCUUUUUUCUUUUUUUUUUGGAAAUACCGGGCCCAGAAUCACUAUAUAUAUAUAUAUAUAUAUAGUGUGUGUGUGUGUAUACACACACGUAUUAUAUAUGUGUGUAUAUACACACACACACACAUAUAUAUAUACACACACACGUGUGCAUAUAUAUAUAUAUAUAUAUAUAUAUAAUUUUCUCUUGUAAGCACUGAACUGUUUAAACCUGCCAACCAGAUUUUGUUCUUUGAGUAAAAUAUCACACUGUAGCUGUAUAUGAUUAGCAUGGAUUUGCAAACUUUCAGGUUUCCUCCUAAUGCUAGAUGUGUGAUGGUAACGUGAAUUUAUAUAUAUAUUAUUUUUUUUCCCCACUGCAUUUCUACCUAGAAAUGGAGAAUAAUUAUUUUUGACAUUUGGAAACAUUUUGGUUAUUGUAUAUGACACCAAGAAGGCUUGCUUUUGUGAAUGGAUUGUCUUUUUCUAACAUAACCAAAGUUUGCAGUUUAAUACCUCAGUGAGACAGAGAUGUUUUUAAUCACAUUUGACUGCAGACAGACUGGAACAAACGUGCGUGGUUUUGUUUUUCUUAACUCUUACUCUUUUAAAAUUAUAAUGUUAAUAUGUUAGGGAAAAAUGUUUUAUAGGCUUUUUGCUGAAUUUGUUAAUUUUUGUACAAUGUGCAAGUUGAAGUUUUCAAAAUAAAUAUCUUUUCAGAUGAAA